Messenger RNA from Dermatophagoides pteronyssinus (European house dust mite), 1342 nucleotides. It is a transcript of the gene Prp18, whose product is annotated as pre-mRNA processing factor 18. NCBI's taxonomy places the organism in Eukaryota, Metazoa, Arthropoda, Arachnida, Sarcoptiformes, Pyroglyphidae. Gene Ontology annotation, cellular component: U4/U6 x U5 tri-snRNP complex; U5 snRNP; U2-type post-spliceosomal complex. Gene Ontology annotation, biological process: generation of catalytic spliceosome for second transesterification step; RNA splicing. The record is from RefSeq and is a predicted model, not a curated record.
UUAAAUUUUGUUUUUGUUUUUGAGCACGUCUUUUUGUUUUGUUUUUUUGUUUCAAAAACAAUUUUUCAGAUCUGAAAAUGGAUCUUCUCAGGGCGGAGAUUGCUAAAAAACGUAAACAAUUGGAAAAAUCAUCGUUGAUUGAUGAAGACAAAAAAUUUUUCAAACGUGAAGAAUUGAAUAAAAAAAUCGAUGAAGAAUAUUGGCAAAAACAAGCAGAAAAACUUGUCAAAAAACGUCGAUACGAUGAACAACAUGGUAUCAAUUCGGAAGAUUCAGAAUCUCGUGAUAGCGGCGAUGAUUUAAUGACCGCAAGUGGAUCGAAAUUAUCGGCUGAAGAAAUUGCCAAAAUGAAAUUAAAAAAAUGGAUUAAAAAUCAAACCGGAUCGAGCGGUGAAGAUCGAACCAAUGGCGAAGAACGAAUACUAUCACGUAAAGAAGUGAUCAAACGUUUACGUGAACGUGAUCAACCGAUAACAUUGUUUGGUGAAACUGAAAUCGAUGCAUUUCGUCGCCUACGAAAAUUAGAGAUUAUUGAACCAGAAUCAAGUGAUAAAGGAUUCCGUAACGAUUUUCAGGAAGCAAUGGAAAAAGUCGACGCAGCAUAUUUGGAAGAAAUUGUCAAAGCUGAUAGUCAUAAUACAACCGAUGGUCAUGGUGGUGAGAAAAAACGUGGAAAAAAUGAUGUAAAAAUUGAAGAAAUGAAUACAACAAUCGAAGAAAUUAUUGAACAAGCUCAAUAUCUGGGUAAACAACGUUCAAAACGACCAAAUACAGAUGAUGAACAAAGACGAUCCGAUUGUGCGGUAAUAUUGAAAUUUUUGAAAUUUCUUCUCGAAUUAUGGGGUAGACGAUUGAAUGAUCGAAAUGAAUCGGAUAAAAGAUUAACACAAGGAAGAUUGAUGACUGCCAUCUAUACACAGACACAGGAAUAUCUGAAACCAAUGUUCAAACAAUUAACCAAACAAACGAUUGCCGAUGAUAUUCUUAAACAUUUGAUUAUCAUUAUCAAAUAUCUUCUUGAACGUGAUUAUGUACAUGCAAACGAUGCCUAUUUACAGAUGGCUAUUGGAAAUGCACCAUGGCCAAUCGGUGUUACUAUGGUUGGUAUACAUGCUCGUACAGGUAGAGAGAAAAUCUUUGCCCAAAAUAUUGCCCAUGUUUUGAAUGAUGAAACACAACGAAAAUAUAUUCAAGCAUUGAAACGAUUGAUGACACAAUGUCAAAAAAUGUUUCCAACCGAUCCAUCCAGAUGUGUUGAAUAUACCAAAGAAUGAAUAUUUGAUGCGAAAUUUUUUAAAAUUAUGUAAAUAAAAAGACAAGACAAAUUUUUUUCAAAAAUCAA